AAUUAUAUAACUUGUGACUAUUCUGCAUACAUCUUUAAUUUAGCAUACGUUGUUUGGUUUACUUUAUCAAUCAAAUAUUCACGAGUGUGAAAAUUUGAAAACCUCUCUCUCUCUCUCUCUCUCUUCUCCUUUUUCUUUGUUCUCUUUAUCUCAAGCUCAUUCCUCUUCUUAGUUAAUUACUAGACCUCUCUCUCUUUUGUUUCAUCUUAUUCUUUCUUCGUUUUUUGUUUUACUUAUCUCGCGGCUCUGACCAGCUCUCAAGUUGUUCGUGGCUGGUUAAUGGAUAUUGAACCCUCUUGGGAUCUUGGGGGGGUGGUUUCUUUUUCUAAAUUGCAUGGCAACAUCAAUUGACCAAACCAAUACCAAAUCAUCACAUGCUCGUGCUCUUCCCCUUCUCCUCAUCUUCUUAUCUUUCCUUCUCUUCAUUAGCCUUACAAUCCCCAUGACUCGUCCUCAGGUCACAUCUACGGUUGCUCCUUUUAAGAGGGUUCUCCUUGAACCUUCGGUUUCAGCUUCAGUAACAAUGGAUCUACAUCCAAACGCUCGCACACGACACAGCCGCACUUCUAGAAGGAGAGAGUUUGGAAAUGAUGCUCAUGAGGUUCCUAGUGGUCCAAACCCUAUUUCCAACUAGGUGAGUUGGCACAUCUGGUUUUACCGGUGAGUUUGAAGGAUAAGUUAUUAUAGAUCAAUAUUAUAUGUAUAUUGGGGAAGCUUCAGAUCGAUGAAGAUUAGAGAGAAGCUUAAUUAUUAUGGAUUUUGUUUUUUUUUUUUUUUGGCUAUGAAUUAUCAUGGAUUUGGUAUAUAUAUCUUUGGAUCGAUCAAUUUGGUACCCUUCCAUUUCCUUUUUAAAUCUUUAGUUCGUUUUAAUAUUGCUUCCUCCAUCUUUUAAGUUGAAGUUAGAGUUGUAAAGAAGAGAUAUACUCUAAAUGGUUCACUUGUGUGUAUGUAGCCACCUCUAAUAUAUUUCCUUCGCAAAA
Molecule: messenger RNA, 980 nt
Organism: Camelina sativa (false flax)
Lineage: Eukaryota; Viridiplantae; Streptophyta; Magnoliopsida; Brassicales; Brassicaceae
Product: CLAVATA3/ESR (CLE)-related protein 41-like
Biological process (GO): xylem development
Cellular component (GO): apoplast
Molecular function (GO): receptor serine/threonine kinase binding
Source: RefSeq, a predicted model, not a curated record